Molecule: messenger RNA, 3604 nt
Organism: Lingula anatina
Lineage: Eukaryota; Metazoa; Brachiopoda; Lingulata; Lingulida; Lingulidae
Product: estrogen receptor
Biological process (GO): regulation of DNA-templated transcription
Molecular function (GO): DNA-binding transcription factor activity; sequence-specific DNA binding; zinc ion binding
Source: RefSeq, a predicted model, not a curated record
CGGGCAUUGACCGGGUCAACCUGACCUGACGUCAUGACCUAAGAGCACUAUAUUCUAGGCCCAAGUACAAGGCAUUGUAAUAUAGUUGAAGGACGAGCGAGUACGAAGGCUCUAGAUACUAGUUUGGAGACUGCGUACUGUUAGUGCAUUCAGGUUUUAUUUUGUAUAAAAUUAGUGUUUAACGCUUGGAAGACGAAUCAGAAGCAAAAGACGAGAAAAUGCAGCCAUUUUCAACAGAAACGUACCAUUAACAGAAUCAGUGAUUAAUUUCAGCUAAAAGUUCCAUACUUUGAAUUACGGCAUUUGACACAAGGGCGAACCAAAAUGCCGCCACCAAAAAGACCAAAGAAUGGGAAGGAAUUUUGGCUGGCAGAUUUGAUGAAAGAACAGGAGCAGAGAAAUGAAAUGUAUCAUUCCACAAUGACUGAAAAUUCUGAUGAUAGCUUGGAAGCACCUAUAGAUCUAAGAAAAGACAAACAUGUAGAAAACAUGAAGAAACAACCUUUGAAGGGCCUGCUCUUUGGAAAUCAUGACACUGACUCAGACAAACAUGUCACUAAUUCUUCUCCUAACCUAGUCCAUAACAGUGGUUUUGCUGAACAAAGUAUAAAAAAUUUAAUUCAUGAACUGAAAGGCACUGAGACAAACUUGUUUCCCAGUGAAGAAAGGGAAAAAAUGUCUCCAUUUUCAGAAAUUGUUCAUUUAUCUCAUACUCACAAGUCACCACUAACAGACAAGUUUUUCACACCAGGGACUAUGAAGGAUGUGAAAUUGGAGUCCAUGAAUAAAAACAAAAGAGACCCAAGUUUCCAUUGCUUUGAAACAGAUGAACAAAAAUCGUCUUAUUUAAAUGCAAUUGAGAAGUCAAACACCCAUAGAUAUUCACAUUCUCUGCAAAGCAUUUCUACUCCCUAUGAGAAAGACUGUGAAUUGAAAGACUUGGCUGUGACAGAUACAGAAAGCAUUGGCAAGAAACAUGGUGAUACAAAAGAGCAGGAAAUAUGUGUGAAAAGUGAAGGCCAUCAAUACCGGACUCCAAGCUCAGUUCUAGAUUCACAAAUAGCUACACAUGUGACUGGGGAUUCACAUAGACAACAGGCCACAGGUUAUCACCAAGCUAACCAGCCCUUGAUCAGGCACAGUGCUGCUCAAUCAAAUGACAACGGCCAGCUUCCUUGCCGGCCUGCAGACAGUCGGGAUCAAAGCAAUGAUGCCAUGCAGCAGAAUCAUCUGACGAAGGAAGAAUCGUCUCCUCCAAACCCGGUACAGAGUUCAGAGGCCAGUCAGAGCGGGCAGACAGAAAAUACGAGUUUGAACAGCUUAAGGUCAUCUGGUCAUCUUUGUGCAGUGUGUAAUGAUGUUGCUUCUGGGUUCCACUAUGGAGUAUGGUCUUGUGAGGGCUGCAAAGCUUUCUUCAAAAGAAGCAUUCAAGGUCAUGUGGAUUAUGUUUGCCCGGCAACAAACACUUGUAUGAUAGACAAACAAAGGAGAAAGAGUUGUCAAGCAUGUCGCUUGCGAAAGUGCAAUGAAGCAGGAAUGUGCAAAACUUCUAUAAAAACACGAUCAGUGAAUAAGUCCAAAACUGCAGUGAAAAGAAAAUCAGAAGAUGGAACAGGAAACAGUGCAAAAAAGUUAUCAAAGGAAACAUUUUCUUCUGGAUCCGCGAAAUCAUUUAAUUCUCAGCCUUGUGUUACCCCAACAAAGAGCAUAGAAGAGGAUUCUAAAGCAAUCCCACAAGCUUUACAGUUGGUCUCAAAGUUGGUGGAAAUUGAGCCACAUGCACCAGAUUUAGCUGUCAAUUUCAGUGAAAACACAACUCUAGAGCAGUAUCUGAUGCCAGCGAUAAGCUGUGUUGACAAAGAGCUCAUCAACAACAUUAACUGGGCAAAACAAGUUCCUGAGUAUUGCAGUUUGACUCUGAAUGACCAAGUUCAUCUUCUGGAAUGCAGCUGGUUUGAAACCUGCUUCUUCAGAUUUACAUAUAGAUGUAUACCUUUCCCUGGAAAGCUGUAUAUAGGACCAAACUUUAUUAUUGACAUUCAAAUGGUAAAUGCGAUGGGGUUCAAGGGUUAUGGUGCCCAAAUGAUGUCAUUUGUAGAACGCCUCAGAGAGCUUAAAGUGACCAAAGAGGAAUAUGUAUUGUUGAUGGCUCUCACUCUGUUUAAUCCAGACAAAGUUUUAGGAUUAGAAGAAAAAAGUAAGCUUCGACAAAUCCAGGAGAAGUACAUGAAAACCCUGCAUGACUAUGUGACUUACACGGCGCCCAACAUCCCAGCUCGCUCAGCACAUCUGUUACUGCUUCUCUCAUCACUUGGACGCAUUGCGCAUGAAGGCCAGAUUCUAGUGUACAAUAUUAAGAGCAGUGGUUUGUUUCCAGUUUGUGAACUGUUGAGUGAAAUGUUAGAAGCACAAAGAAACACGGACACCUUUUCAGACUUAAGCUUGCUAGGGAAGCUAAAAUAGGUUGGUGAUAUUGGUUGAGAAGCAUCACCUUAUGGUUAAUGGUGACUAAAUAAUCUUGCAAGUUGCAUCUUACAGCUUGAGGGAUGCAAUGUUAUUGUUAUUUUUGUUUGCUGAUGUUUUAGUGAAAAAAAUCACUCAAUUUUUGGAACAAAUAUAUUAUUGUUAUUAUUAGUUUUAUGUUAUUUCAAUUUUGCCAACAGCAUUACAGCAUCAUGUAAUACACCAAGGGUCAUUCCACUAAAAACCAUCUUUGUGUCAAGUCAGUGACACAUUUUGUGAAAUAUUAGCAUAAAUCUGACUUAACCCCUAAUUAUCUUUUAUUUUUUAAACUAUAGUACCCUUCAGUGUGGAAAGAAAUCAACAGUAAUUAGAAAGCAAUAUAAUUUAUAAAACAGCUAUCCAUAUGUUACACAAAAUGUGUGCAUCACUUAUAUGACUCAAAUUCACUUUUUUGUGGAAUGCCCUCCCCAGAAGAAAGAUUAUUUGGAAAAGUGUCGUAAAGGUGUUUCAGUAGGGACUCGGAUGGAUGGCUUGUUUUAAUUCCUGUUUGUGAGAUGUUCCUAGUGAAUCUAGUGAACCUAGUAAAUUUGGUUAAGUAUCUCUUUUUUUUUUAGAAUAAAUCUUAUGUUAGACAUACAUGUAGGUUGAUUUGUAUUUAAACCAGUGUCAACAGAGCCUUGUGUGUUUCAUGUGCAUAUAUUUCACCUUUUUUUUCAAUGGUUGUGGCUUAAUACUUGCCAAGUUUAUUAUAUGUAUGUAUAUUUAUAUAUGGGAUUAGGGUGCUUCUGCAUUGUGCACAAACAGAUUGAUCUGUAUAAUAUUAGCUGCCACCUUACAGAUUAAUUGCAUUUUUAAGAGGCAGGUUUGGGGAUCAUUUAGGAUGAAACAGAUUUCACUUUAAAGAAAUUCACCAAAGAUCUCUAUUUUUACAUCAUAGUGUUGUCUUAAGUAUUUGUUAGAGCAUAAAUAGGAUAUAUCUACAUGUGUGUAAUAAAUGGAAAAGUUUUCUAUUAUAGUGAUAUUUGAACUUUCUGGUCAAAGUUUUAUCAUGUACAUUUAAUUACUAACAUUUUGUUAAGUUGACUGAGUGCAUCAACUGAAAUUGGCCAAUUAUCUAAAUGUAACUACAGUGCACUCGUGU